CCACCAUGUCGAGUAUUUUCAACUGGAAAGCGUCACUCCGGUGUGAUCCAGACGUCGAGCCUUCUCCGAUCGAACGGGGGUUAGUCCUCCUGCUAUGGCGCCUCUGGAGAGUGUGCCCCCAGAACGAGAUAGCAGAAAUACAAGAAACAGAUAUCAACUCGGCGGCCGUCAAGGUGCCAGAGUACCCGCAAAUUCUCGUGACCAAAGAAGUGACGGUCACUUACGAAGAGGAGGCCUGAGAGGAUUGUCAACCGUAUACCCGGAUACCCCAACUGUUCCAGUCAUUCAUUUAACCACUCCGACCAGCGUCACUCGUUCGCCAGAUCUUGUUUACCUCACCUUCUUCAACACGGACUUGUUCAUUGAUAUAUUGCAUUGUCUUUGUUUUCCGUACCGUAAUUGGGCGUCAUAUGGCCAAUGUAGAUGGUCUUAGUGCUGCCGUUUCUUUAUCUUUCUUUAUCGAAGGGUGCCAGAGCGGACGUCAAGCCAUUGAGCAUCAACGGGUGGGCUCACCUAGAAUUCAGGCUUCUUCG
Molecule: messenger RNA, 533 nt
Organism: Coniophora puteana RWD-64-598 SS2
Lineage: Eukaryota; Fungi; Basidiomycota; Agaricomycetes; Boletales; Coniophoraceae
Exons: 3
Coding region: 95-433 (112 amino acids)
Source: RefSeq, a predicted model, not a curated record